CCCACAGGCGGCACUCCCUGCAGUAUUAGGUUACAGAGACUCAAAAUGGAUCCUUCUACAUUGGCUUCAGCCGGGAACACGUGACAGGUGUUUGUCAGGCAGGCUCCCAGGCUCCCGGAAGACGCUUUGGUUAGUGGGCUUGGGGCUGCACGCCUAUGAAGAUGGAUGAGCGAUAUUAUACACAAACUGAUGAGCAGGCUGAUGUCAAGGCGAAGUACCCACCCGUAAACAAGAAUUACGAAUAUCUGGACCACACUGCAGAUGUUCAGUUACAUGCUUGGGGAGAGACUUUAGAAGAAGCAUUUGAACAAUGUGCCAUGGCAAUGUUUGGUUACAUGACUGAUAUAGAAACAGUUGAACCUUUGGACACAGUAGAAGUGGAAACAGAAGGGGAGGACUUGAUCUCUCUUCUAUUCCACUUUCUGGAUGAAUGGCUAUAUAAAUUUAGUGCAGACCAAUUCUUUGUACCAAGGGAAGUAAAAGUUCUGAGCAUCGAUCGUGUAAAUUUCAGGAUUCGAUCUAUUGGGUGGGGAGAAGAAUUUAGCUUGACCAAACACCCUCAGGGAACUGAGGUAAAAGCCAUUACAUAUUCAGCCAUGCAGAUCCAUGAGGAGGAAAAGGCAGAAGUUUUUGUAAUCAUUGAUAUUUAAGCUCUAAAAGAAUGCACUACUCUCUUCCACAACUCUACUUGAAGACUACGGUAUAGAAGGGAACUGUCACUUCUGCAAACACAUGCUUUUCUACUUUCCUUUUGGCAGGAUGCAGAUGUGUACUAAACGUUCCUACUUAUGCAUAGUACAGGUAUGGGAUUCGUUAUCCGGAAACCUGUUAUCCAGAAAGCUCUGAAUUAUGGAAUGCCCAUCUUCCAUAGACUCAAUUUUAUCCAAAUAAUCAACAUUUUUGAAAAUGAUUUCCUUUUUCUCUGUAAUAAUAAAACAGUACCUUGUACUUGAUCCAAACUAAGAUAUAAUGAAUCCUUAUUGGAAGCAAACCAAGCCUAUUGGGUUUAUUUAAUGUUUACAUGAUUUUCGAGUAGACUUAAGGUAUGAAGAUCCAAAUUACAGAAAGAUCUGUUGUCUGGAAAACCCCAGGUCCCAAGCAUUUGGGAUAACAGGUCCCAUGCCUGUAUUUUUAAAAUACAUUAUGGCUGGGGAAAUACUUGCACUUGGUCCGUUAACUGUACACCUCUAACAUACCCAACUAAUUUAGAACUGCACUGAAAUGUAAAACAGAAUUGUAUAUUUCAAAUUGUAAUUAAAAUCUAUUUGAUCCUA
Messenger RNA from Xenopus laevis (African clawed frog), 1274 nucleotides. It is a transcript of the gene zbtb8os.L, whose product is annotated as zinc finger and BTB domain containing 8 opposite strand L homeolog. Gene Ontology annotation, biological process: tRNA splicing, via endonucleolytic cleavage and ligation; tRNA processing. The coding region runs from base 156 to 650 and encodes 164 amino acids. Gene Ontology annotation, cellular component: tRNA-splicing ligase complex. The transcript is spliced from 7 exons. The record is from RefSeq and is a predicted model, not a curated record. NCBI's taxonomy places the organism in Eukaryota, Metazoa, Chordata, Amphibia, Anura, Pipidae.